UUUGGUCCGGUCGUGUUAGCAACUAUCGUGCUGAUGCUUGACCGUUUGACUUGAACCCAUACUUCGACAUUCUGGAGGUCAUCUUUCAAUACUAUUUCUUGGCUGAAGAAGAAGAAGACGACGACGAACAACAAGAAGAAGAAGAAGAAGAAGAAGAAGAUUUGAGCGUUAGUGUUAGUAUUAGUUGGGAUAAGUCUACUACUUCAACUACCACCACUACUGCAAGUACGGCUACAGAUAUGGUCGCCGGCGGCAACACCAGCAACAUGUCUGCUAGAUAUACUCCCAACGUGAAGCCCGAGUUCGACGACGAUCUCGAGGAGUAUGAGCAGCCCGAGCUAUCCCCCUACGAAACCCGCCUCGUAAUCGUCCUCCUCGGCCCCAGCGAACGCAAAUUCUCCAUCCCCGAAUACUAUCUCAAGCAAUCUCCCGUCUUCGCCGACAUCCUAAGCACCUACCCGAACUUCAUCACCCGAACAACCCCCUGUAUCGCCCUCCCAGACAUCGACGACGACAUCACCCACACAAUCGUCCACUACCUACACACCGGCACGUACCAAACCCUCCGCCACAGCGGCGACUGGACCAAGACGGAGUACCGACGCAGCGUGCUCGCCUACGCCGCGGCAUCCAAAUACGAGCUGAGCGGCCUACUAACCCUAUCCAAGAAGUACAUGCAAAAGCUCGACAAAGACCUCUCCAUCUUCGACGUCCUCAGCGUGGCCAGAAAAGCCAUCACCAAGAUCCCCGACUGGGACCAGUGGUUCUUCAGCGUCUAUGUACGGAGCCGUCUCGCCGCGGCGUUCGAUGAAGAUGAAGAUCUCUUCGAGAGCCCGCGGUUCCAGUACCUUCUUGGCGCGGAGCCCGGGUUCGUGACGUGCUUGGUGCAGGCCAUGGUAGCUAUUUACGAGGCGAAGUUGUCGGAGCUGAAGCAGUAUCCUAGGAUAAAUGGGUACCAUCAUCAUGAUGACCAGGACGAGAAUCACAGGGAACAGCAAGAUCAUGAAAUCAGUAAUGGUGGAUACAUGGAACCCAUACCCACCAGCCCCGGACGAAACUACAACAAAGCGGUGAUCUUCAUCGAGGAAACCAUGUCAGACAGACAACCGUCAGAGGGCGGCGCCCCCUCGGAUGCAGGGUACCCGGACUCAAUCCAAGACGAGCACCCCCUCACCACCACAAGAGAACACAUGGAGGCUUUCCCCGAGCUAACAGAUGACGUAUACGUCCCCGAAGCACAACAACAGGAGGAGCGUUACGCCCCGACUGAAGAGACGAUCGUCGAGGAGCCCAGCCCCGAGCCUGAGACGAAGUCGCACGCGCUAGAGAAAGACAUGGUCACUGAGCGGUGGGGUGCAUGGCGCAACUGGGCGAACAAGGAUAGGGACUGGUACAGGAACGACAUGCAUGAUGGAGCGACGCCGGAGAAGCCUACUGCUGUUCCUGAGCAGCAGCAGCAGCAGCCGCCGCCGAUCGAAGAUCCUGUCCCGGAGUACCCUGAGAUGCAGCGGUCUGUGACAGAGGAGACUGCUGCGACUGAGAAUGUUCCUCCGGCUGAGAAUGUCAAUGUUAAUGGGAAGAAGCUGGGGAAGAAGAGCCGUAAGAAGAAGAUGCGGGCGCUGUUUUCCUCUGCUGAGGAGCCGAAAGCUGAGUUGCAGACUGCAUACUAAUUGGUAGUUGGGGUGGAGUAGGGGGAUAUGGUAA
Molecule: messenger RNA, 1704 nt
Organism: Aspergillus eucalypticola CBS 122712
Lineage: Eukaryota; Fungi; Ascomycota; Eurotiomycetes; Eurotiales; Aspergillaceae
Exons: 2
Coding region: 240-1670 (476 amino acids)
Source: RefSeq, a predicted model, not a curated record